Molecule: messenger RNA, 1716 nt
Organism: Thamnophis elegans (Western terrestrial garter snake)
Lineage: Eukaryota; Metazoa; Chordata; Lepidosauria; Squamata; Natricidae
Gene: C12H1orf94
Product: chromosome 12 C1orf94 homolog
Source: RefSeq, a predicted model, not a curated record
AUGCUAACAAGUAGGAGCAAUAUUCAGUGUUCAGCAGUCAACUCCAAAGGCCCUUUCCCUCUAGGCCCAUUCCCAAGACACAUCUGGAUCCACCACAACACUCCCCAGGACAGCUUAGAUAAAGCUUGCCAUGAAAUCUGGAAGAGAGUCCAAGGCCUCCCUGAGGAACUACAGCCCAAAUCUUCAUCACCUCUUCUGCAGGUUAGCUGUCACCCUAUCACCUCUUCAGACGCUCUACAAGAAGACAGCAGUAGUGUCACAACAGUUCUCAAAAGGAGUGGACAUUUGCAAGAUGAAAUAUCUCAGCUGGUUGAGCAAGAAUAUUUGAGUCUUACCCAAGAAAAUGCAACAGAGAUAGAAAUGCAAAGAUCUGAAGAUGAGAAAGUGCCUCCUGUUGCUUCAGUAAAGGCUCCAAAUAGCAAACAGCUACUCAUGCUUUCUGAUGGGGACCAGGCUUCCGAUGAGAAGGAUACAAUGGAAAAUGUCUAUAGGGCACUCACUGGAAAUAAAAGAGAUAUGAAGUUGAAGUCUAUUUGUGAUGUCCAGUUGUCCACCAAGUCUACUGUCACAGGCAUUUUACUCCCUGCAAAAUUAAUCCAUAAGAGUAAUAAAAGCACAGAAAGUGGAAACAAUACAAUGGCUUCCAACACUCAAAUUGCCAAGCUCUUGGCUCCUCCACUCAAACGUGUUGAGGCUACCAAAACUCUGGACAGUAAAUUGGUGACUGAAGAAACCAAGCUCAUCAAGGAUCUAUCAAACAAUGUUUUUGGAUCUGUGCCCCACAAAGACAGUAUCACAAGGCCACCCCCAAUUAUGACAAUAACAGAAAGUCAAGGAUCAGGUCAAAAGAAGCAACUCCCAGUGUUUGCCAAGAUCUGCUCAAAAACUGAACCUGAAUUUGUUGCUGAUGGACUCUGUCAAAAUCAUUCAACUUCAACAGUUAUCGAUAAGAACAACCUUAAAUACAGCGGAAAUGUGUUUACCCCACGAUUUCCAACAACUUCAACUACUACCUCAUUAAAGCAACCAAUGUGGCUGAGUUUGAAUUACCCUCCACCUCCUGUUUUUCCCAACCACUCAAGUUUCCCCUCAGUAUCAGUUGGAAAACUGAUUUCAGAUUUGCUCUUUGAGGUGGACUGCUACCUCUCUAGUUUGUAUCAGCAAAGGGCACGGAUCCCGUACCAGCAAACUUUACAUCCUCAACUGGGGUGCUAUUCCAGACAGGUAACUCCUUACAACCCACAGCAAAUCUUCCGCUCACCUUACACACCUGUCCUCAGCUACAUCCCUUUGGUUCAACCUGGUUAUUCUUAUCAGCAAAGGAAUCCAACCAAAGCUUCUAAUAGUGUUCGUGAUCCUCCAGCAAUGGCAGGGGAUGGGCCUCAGUAUCCAUUUUCUGCUUCUUAUGGGUUCACAUCUACUACAGCUGCUCCUGUAAACAAUCCUUAUUUCUCUUCUAAUGGAGGUGGUGGCAACAGUUAUUAGAACAUUUUGUUUUAUUAGUUUUGUUAUUUUCUUGGAAAUAUGGACACUUUAGAAAUAUUUUAAAAAUUCUUAUAAUUAGACAUUUUGCUCCAAAGUUAAGGAAUUCAGAUCCAAAUCACAUGUGUAAUUUUAAGGCUAAAAGAUAGGCACCCAUCCAAAAGAGCAACAUUUAUUUAGCAAGAAUGGAUAAACAUUUCAGCACUUUUUAAAAGAAGUAUUAUUUUUUUUAAA